UUGGCUGCUGGGCGCCGGUGGAAGGUUUAUAUAGCCUUGGGUGGAAGGCACUAGGUGGUGUUUUCCUAUUAUUUUCGCUUUAAAUUUUCCAAUAAACCUGCGCUUAGACCGUUAUUUUGCCAAGGAACACAGCAGUCUGCAAGACAAGUGGGCAUGGAGAAUCCACCAACCACUGAGCUGGUAGUUCAAGCGAUCCAGACUUUGUAUCAUGAUCCAAACCCAACCAGCAAAGAGCAGGCAUCCAAAUGGCUCCAAGAGCUACAACAGUCAAUCGUGGCCUGGAAGGUGGCCGACCAGCUGCUGCACGACAAGCGCGACCUGGAAUCGUGCUACUUCGCGGCGCAGACGAUGCGCACCAAGAUCCAGUACUCGUUCCACGAGCUGCCGCCAGAGGCGCACGGCUCGCUGCGGGAGUCUCUGCUGGAGCACAUGGCCUGCAUCACGGCCGGCACCAGCCAGAUCAUCGUCACACAGCUGUGUCUGUCGGUGGCCGACCUGGCGCUACUCAUGUCCUCCUGGCUGACGCCCGUCGAGGACCUGGUGGCCCGGUUCGGCGACUCCCACCCGGUGCCGCUGCUCGAAGUGCUCACCGUGCUGCCCGAGGAGGUGGGCUCGCGGCACCUGCGGCUGGGCGCCAACCGGCGCGACCAGGUCACCGCCUACUGCACGCGCACCUGUCCGCUGGUGCUCAACCUGCUGAACGGUUCGGUGAGCGCCACGGAGCCGACCCUGCAGACGAAGCUGCUGCGCUGCCUCUCCUCGUGGUUCACGUUCCCGGCGGACGCGCUCGUCCAGGUGGCGGACUCGGACCUGCUCAAAUUCACCUUCCAGGUGCUGCACAACCACAGGGCGUCUGACUCCCUGCACGAGGUGGCCACCGACUGCGUGUGCUCGGCCCUGUUUCUGAUCGAGGAGGACCUCAAGUACCAGCCGCUGGCCAAGGCUCUGUUCACGGGCGCGUUCACGCUGGCCGAGCCGUACCAGCUGGCCGUGGCGGAGGAGCUCAUCGACAAGUGCCGCAACUACAGCCGCAUCUUCACCGAGCUCGGGGAGGCCGUGGUGACGGUGAUCGUCAACAACCCGGGCCACGGGCUGGGAUCGCUGCAGGUGCUCGACAUGAUCCUCGUCUGCGUCGGACACCACGACUACGAGGUGGCAGAGGUGACGUUCCACUUUUGGUACCGGCUCUCUGAGGAGCUGUACCAGCAGAAGAGCUCCGACCAGAACGCCCGCUUCAAGCCGUACUUUGAGCGGCUGCUGCUGGCCCUCUGUCGACACUGCCAGAUGGAGUCGGAUCAUGACGGCACGCCGGACGACCAGGACGACUUUAACGACUUCCGUGCGCGCGUGGCCGACCUGGUGCGCGACUUUGUGUUCGUGUGCGGCUCGCUGGACGUGUUCCACCAGAUGUACCUGUUCCUGCAGGCGGCCGGCGCGCCCUGGGAGAGCAGCGAGGCGGCCCUCUUCAUCAUGGCCACCGUGGCCAAAAACAUACUGCCUAAGCAGGACAGCGUGGUCCCCGAGGUGGUGCAGGCGGUGCUCGCCCUCUCCGAUAAUGUCCACCUGGCGCUGAGGUACACAGCCAUCAACCUGCUCAACGGACUGGCAGAGUGGAUCGGGGAGCAUCCCAGUGUACUAGAACCGGUGCUGAACUUCCUGCUGGUGGGCCUGCGGGUGGCCAAGCUGGCCACGGUGUCGGCGCGCGCGCUGCGCUCCAUCUGCGCCCAGUGCGACCGCCAGAUGACGGGCCACCUGAGCGGUCUGGUGCAGAUCGUGCAGGCGCUGGACACGUUCAAUAUCACAUCGGACGCCGCCGUCGGCAUCCUGGAGGGAACCGCCAAGGUGGUGGCCAACAUGCCCCCGGAGGCGAUACCGGAGAUGAUCAGCAAAAUCUGCCAGCCGCUGCUCGGGCCGCUUCAGCAGACCGUAGACCAGGCGGGCGACAGCCGUCCGGCCAAGGGCUCUCGGUCUGACCCGGUGCUGUGGCUGGACCGUUUGGCGGCCGUGUUCCGCCACACUCACCCGGAGGUCUCCAACGGCCAGAUCCACCCCUGCAAGGCCGUCUUCGAGGAGCAGGUGUGGCCAGUCCUCUCGGCAGUGAUGCGCCGCUUCCAGCGCGACGGCCGGGUGAUGGAGCGCUGCUGCCGCUGCCUGCGGUUCGCCGUCCGCUGUGUGGGCGCCCAGUCGGCGCCUCUGCUGCAGCCCAUGACGGCGCAGAUGGUGGAGAUCUACGCCACCACGCAGCACAGCUGCCUCAUCUACCUCGCGUCGGUAAUAGUGGACGAGUACGCGGCGCAGCCGGAGUGCGUGCCGCCGCUGCUGGGCACGCUGCACGCCCUGCUGCCGGCCGCGCUCCCGCUGCUGGCCGGCCCGGACGGACUGCGACAGCACCCAGAGACCGUGGACGACCUGUUCCGACUGUGCACCCGGCUGGUGCAGCGGGUCACACUGCCCUUCCUGCGGCACCCGCAGACGCGCGACGUGACGCGCCUGGCCGUCUCGGCCGUCACACUCGACCACCGAGACGCCAACGCGUCGGUGACCAAGUACCUGUCGGAGCUGCUGCGCUGGGGCCGCAAGUACGAGGAGCGGGACGACUUUGACGAGCGCCGCCAGCUGGUGGCGGCUGCCUUCGCCGAGUUCGGCGCCGCGCUCGUCGGCAACCUCAUCCAGGCCACGCUGUUCUGCGUGGCCAGCUUCAUGAUCCCCGACAUCGGCGAGGUGUUCAUGGAGGCGCUUCUCACCGACCGGCCGUCGGUGUGUCGGUGGCUGGAGGCCACGCUCAAGUCGCUGCCCACGGAGAGCGCCGGCGGAAUAGUGACGGCCACGCACAAACAGCUGGUCGAGUUCCACAAGGCCGUCACCAGUGCCGAGACGACGCAGGACGCGGUGAGAGCGCUGCGCGAGUUCUCGCGGCUGUACAGAUGAUACUGCGUCGGCUGAGAGCCUCCACAGGGUCAGUUACCCCACCUGGGGCCGCCCCGGGGACGGGACGGCACGGCCGGGCGUGUCCCGGCGCGGGCCGACGGGCCGGUCUCGGGGAGGGAGCGAGGGCAGACUGUGAUCGGACCGACCGGCCGCCGGUCUGCGAGUGCCGAGCUGGGGGAGCGAUCAGCCCACCGACCCAGCGGCGGCCGCUGCUCUCUGGCCGAGCUGCCGCCCCCAGGGCCGGACAGGAGCUGGCCUGCCGCUCUCGGCAGCCGGGGUGGGUGGCCGGCUGCCUGUCUCAGGGUCCGGGGCACCCGUGCGCCGCCCCGGCAGCCGGGAGGUGCCCGCCGGCCGGGCGCCAGUGCUGUGAGGAUUGGGGCUGGCCCCGAGCGCCCGCCGGGCUGUGCCACUCUCGCCGUUUUACGUUCUGUUCACGGGUGCUGUCCGCUCCAGUGUGUGGCGUGCCCCGCGUCCAGCCUGCCACGGCGUGCGGGGUUUUAUUUUCGUGAUGUGGGGGGCAGGGUGACUCGUGCCGGGUCGGAGUCCGGUCAGACCUCUGUUGGUGGCCGCCGGUGCGCCCCUGUCGUGUCAUGCCGUUCUGUGAGGGGCGGUAUCCGCUUCUGCUGCUGUUUGUUGUGUGUGUUUGUGUGUCUGUGUGCACGGUGAUGAGGCGUCGUCUCGCCGCGCGGCCCCCGUCUCCCAGUCAGCCGGGUGGGUGGCGACGCACCGGUCUUAGAGCACGGACCGGCGCUGUUUUACGGCGGCGUAUGUGGCGCACAGUGAGAGACACGGAGGCGAGGUCUGGCGUACAGUGAGAUACGGAGACGAGGUGCGGCGCGGAGCCGGGACGGUGUUUGGUUUUUACGCGCCUAUGUACGGUGUACCUACAUACAUUUGUUGAGCGACGCCCACCGGCGCCAGAAUAAACUCGCAACCAUUCCAUGAGACGGCUGCCGAUUGA
This is a messenger RNA of Amphibalanus amphitrite, 3889 nucleotides long. RefSeq names its product transportin-3-like. The transcript has 18 exons. Gene Ontology annotation, cellular component: nuclear membrane; cytoplasm. Gene Ontology annotation, biological process: protein import into nucleus. Lineage: Eukaryota; Metazoa; Arthropoda; Thecostraca; Balanomorpha; Balanidae. Bases 154 to 2928 code for a protein of 924 amino acids. Gene Ontology annotation, molecular function: small GTPase binding. The record is from RefSeq and is a predicted model, not a curated record.